AUGGCAUCUGGAUCUGCCCAGCUCAUCCUUCCACGUCCUGGAGCGGAACCCCAAGCUCCAAGCUCCCCAAUUCCCGGACCCACCGAGGCAAUUUUCACAAACACCUUUGGGACACUGCUGCCACCAGCGCAGUUCUUCACCACAUCCACAGGCAAAGCCGCGUACUACGAACUGCCACCGACCUCAAAGAGCCCGUCCAAGUCGCCAGACCGCGUCGUCUUCCUACAUGGCGUGCAGACGCCCGCUCUAGGCAUGCUGCCUCUUGCUAGGGCGCUGCACUCGGCAUUCCCACAGGCACAUUGCGUCUUGAUGGACUGGUGGGGCCACGGGCUGAGUGAGACCCCAGUGGUAGCUCACGAAAACAAGCUGUUUCACGCCCAGGUAAAUGCCCUUUUGGAUCAUCUGGGCUGGCCGUCUGCGCACUUCGUGUCCUACUCAUUCGGGUGCUCUACGACGAUAUCGUACGUUGCGGCUGGACACGGCCGUGUCAAGAGCAUGGCGCUCGUGGCUCCUGCCGGGCUUCUGCGCUCGAAUGACUGGACCGAUUUGCAACGCCAGUAUCUCAAGGGCGGGAAUGGUAUCGAAGAUGAUGCACGCAGGUGGAUUCUGGAGUUCCUGGAGGGCGGAGAGCUCGUUGUACCGACGGACUGGAAAGAGCGUGUGUCUCGGGGCGAGGUAGUGGCUGAGGCUAUUCGACAGUGGCAGAUGCAAAACCACUCGGGCCAUACGGCUUCUGUUGUUGGCAUCUUCAGAGAUGGAGGUGUCUUCGACCAACAUUCCGAUUUUGCAAAGGCAGCUGCAACUGGGAUCGAAACACUGUUUGUGCUCGGCGAGCUCGACGAUCUGUGCUCCAAGGCAGAUCUCGUACAGGCUGGAUUCAACAAUAUCACAGUAGUCCCGGGGGCUGGCCACGCAGUAGUUAGAGAUAAGGUGUCUGGAGUCGCUGUUUUCAUUGAUGACUUCUGGAGGAACACAGUAUGA
Diaporthe amygdali is the source of this 981-nucleotide messenger RNA. Its product is annotated as valacyclovir hydrolase. The transcript has a single exon. The record is from RefSeq and is a predicted model, not a curated record. Lineage: Eukaryota; Fungi; Ascomycota; Sordariomycetes; Diaporthales; Diaporthaceae. The coding region runs from base 1 to 981 and encodes 326 amino acids.